Rhinopithecus roxellana (golden snub-nosed monkey) is the source of this 1323-nucleotide messenger RNA. It is a transcript of the gene NPAP1L, whose product is annotated as nuclear pore associated protein 1 like. The transcript is spliced from 2 exons. The record is from RefSeq and is a predicted model, not a curated record. Lineage: Eukaryota; Metazoa; Chordata; Mammalia; Primates; Cercopithecidae. The coding region runs from base 1 to 1323 and encodes 440 amino acids.
AUGGGCAACUCACUAGGCAUAUUUUGUUCCUGGUUCCGCCGCAGGUUCCGGCCAUGCCAUCGGCAGCCACGCUGUUGGCAUCGUGGUCGUCUUGUCUGUGAGGGCUUCCCAGCUGGCUGGGCUCACCCCACGGCUCCUGCACCUGUGCCUGCCCCUGGAAUCCUGGGCUGUUCCCGAUUCCUUUUCAACCCUCAGCAAUAUCCUGGGCCUUCUUUUCCAGCCAGGUGGGACGGCGCCCCUACGAGGCUGUGUCUUCUCCCUCGGAACUGGGGCACCCCACUGAGGGUCCCGCCUCCUGUGGACUGGAGCCCCCCUUCAAGGAAGAAACCUGUGCUGUCUGCUCACAACUCCAUGAUGUUCGGACACCCCAGCCCCAUGAGGAUCCCUCGUCUCAGACGCAAGUCUGACCUCCAACUGCCUUCAUUAGAUAAGUGGGUGAUCCCAGCCAGGCUCCCGAAGACAGAAGAAGAGCCAGAAGAACCAACAGAAGUGGAUCAGGUAGAGACCCAGGAGGACAAUAAAAGGGGCCCCUGUAGCAAUGGGGAAGCAGCCUCCACCUCUAGGCCCCUGGAGACUCAGGGAAACCUCACUUCCUGCUGGUGCAGUCCCAGGCCCUUGGAGGGAAAUGUCCACCUCAAGAGCGUGACAAAAAAGAACCAGAAUGAGAAGGCCCAGGUGCAUGCAGUGAGUUUCUACCCCAAGGGCCACGGAGUCACCAGCUCACACAGCCCUGCUGGAGGCAUCCUUCCCUUUGGGAAGCCUGACCCAGCUCCAACAGUGCUCCCUGCCCCAGUUCCAACAGUGUUCCCUGCCCCAGUUCCAACAGUGCUCCCUGCUCCAGUUCCAACAGUGCUCCCUGCCCCAGUUCCGGGCUGCUCCCUGUGGCCAAAGAAGGCGGCCUUGAAGAUGCUGGGUAAAGACCACCUGCCCAGCUCUCCAGCGUUGCUAAUGCGGGGGAAGGACAUGCAGCACAAAGAUCCUCCAGCUCUAGGAUCAAGUAGCUCUUCACCACCCAGAGCUGCCGGCCACGAGUCCCGCAAAAGAAAGCAGUCAGGGUCACCACUGCCGCUGCAACCGACCCCUCCCCUGCAACUGAGAUGGGAUAGAGACGAGCUGCCCCCAACCGCUAAGCUUCCCUGCCUAUCUCCUGAGGCACUGUUAGACCUGGGUCAGGCUUCCCAGAGGGAAGGACGCCUCCAGCAGGGCAACAUGGGUAAGAAUAUGAGGGUGUUAAGUAGAACAUCAAAAUCCAGGAGACGAAAACAGCCGCUUGGGAGGAGAAAGAAGACGUGGCAGGGCAGGCGUGGUGGCUCACGCCUGUAA